AGUUAGGGUUAUAGUUGUAACACCCCUAAUGUGUUUUUUCUCUCCAUGUUAGCGCCUUUAAGCGGUGCUACUUCCUGUUUCCCCAUCAGAUCUAUUUUUCGUGGCGGACUGCAUACUGCUUAAAUGUAGCCAGCUGCAUGACUGCUCUUUCCUGUCACUGUGACAGUGUCUUAUUUAUGUCGUUUCUCUUUUGAAUCAAAUAAACGUGUAUUUUAGCGUACUUAUAAUAUGAUGUGUGUUAUCAGGAAUGGAGUCAAUGUAGGCUAUAGGGACAGAUAGUCAACAAAGAAGUAACUGGUUUGCAUUUUAAGUUAAAUAGCACUAUAUGUUUAGAAGUUAUGUAAGUCAGCUGUAGCCAUGGUGCCGUUUAAAAAAAGAAGAAUACAACUGCAUGCUGCGAGUAGCGGCGACGGAACCAUUAAGUACCCGCAGGUGGUUAUCUUUCUCCUGGAGAGAAAGAUGGGAGCGAGUCGAAAAUCCUUCCUCACUCAGCUUGGUCGUGGCAAAGGUUUCCUUGUGGAGGAGUCAUUUAACCAGUCUGUCACACACGUUGUAUCCGAGAACAAUUCUGGAGACGAGGCUCGCACUUGGCUGAAUUCUCAAUUAUCUAAACAGUCGGGAGUUGAGAAGAAUUCAACGAGGGAAGAAAUCCAUGUCCUGGACAUCAGCUGGUACACAGAGAGCAUGCGGGUGGGUUGCCCAGUGGACAUCCUGGACAGACAUAGGCUUCAGACACAGGAAUGUGGAACGGAGCUUACAGAAUUCUCAGUUCCCAGCUAUGCCUGCCAGAGAUGCACCCCUCUUAUGGGCCACAACUCCAGGCUCACGGAUGCGCUGUCCAUCCUGGCUGACAGUGCCGAGUUCAGUGAGAAUGAAGGGCGUAGCGUGGCGUUCAGGAGGGCAGCAGCAGUGUUGAAGUUCCUUCCCCAGCCAGUGACUAGACUGAAGCAACUCCAUGGCCUGCCCUGUCUCGGGGAACACUCGCUCAGAGUCAUAAAGGAAAUCCUGGAGGAAGGUGUGUCCCUUGAAGUGGAGACUACAAAGCAUUCAAAGCAGUAUACAGUUCUGAAGAUCCUCACAGGCAUAUUUGGUGUUGGAGUUAAAACUGCAGAUCGCUGGUUCAGAGAAGGAAUACACACACUCUCAGAACUGCGGAGGUCAGGACAUGCACUCAACCGAGCACAACAAGCUGGUCUUCAGCAUUAUGAAGAUCUCAAUUUGCCAGUCACCAAAACAGAGGCUGUUAUAAUUGGCCAGAUUGUGAAAAAGGCAGUCAAUGCUGUGCUGGAAGGUGCAGAGAUCACUCUGAUUGGAGGAUUCAGGAGGGGAAAACAGACCGGCCAUGAUGUUGAUUUCCUGAUCACCCACCCAGAGGAGAGCAGAGAAGAGGGUCUAAUGCCAAAAGUAGUUUCCUGGCUGGAAUCACAGGGUUACCUAUUGUACCAGAAGACCACUAGGAACUCCUAUCUCGAAGCUAAAGAGGGUCCUGGACAGCCAUCCUCUAACAUGGACCGCUUUGAGAGGUGCUUCUUAAUUUUCAGACUGCCCGUGGACACGGAUGAGGGGAAGGUGCAGAUGGAGAGACUCAUAGGACUACCAACACAGACAGAGAAUUGCACACAGACAAACAUGCGCACUCCAGUCGAUGGGGAGACAGAGACUAAGACUCACCCAAGCGUGGACGCUUCGACCCAGAAGAGAAUUCCAGUGUUGGAGCCGACACAAGGCUCUAGGGACCAACCCUGGAGAGCAGUGAGGGUGGAUCUCGUGGUCUCUCCUCACAGCCAGUUUGCAUUUGCCCUGUUGGGCUGGACAGGGUCCAAGUUGUUUGAGAGAGAUUUACGUCGCUGGGCCAAACAGGAGAAGGCCAUGUCUCUAAGCAGCCAUGCUUUGUAUAACAGCAUACAGAGGACAUAUCUGAGGGCAAGUUCGGAAGAGGAAAUCUUUGCUCAUCUGGGUCUUGAGUACAUUCCCCCCAGUGAAAGAAAUGCAUGAAUUGUAUGCCACAUAUUAGCUAUUUCUCGUGUACUGAUCCCACCCGUCCAAUGUAGCAACGGUGCCUCAACCACACAAGUUAAUCUCAGCGGCAUUAGUAAUCUUCGAGAAAGUGACCUGACUACAGGCAGGAAACCUGUCUCUUUUUCAGACUGUUGCCGUGGAUAUUUUAAAAUGUUAGUAUUCAGCCAUACUUGAAACUGUAUACUGUUUGGAUAUAACGUUGAUUAAUUUGCAUUGCAUUCCAUUUAUUCUAGAAAUAUUUGGCAGUGUAUUUGUUUAUUGGCACUUCAAAUUAAGUAUUUUUGUAAAUGUAUCUUAUUUGAUGUGUAAGCUGGUCUGUAAGAUGUAAGCUUAUGAAUGUGUAAGGCUACAUUACAUGAAAUGAGGGUUGCAUUCUGACUGUUGUCCUACUUGCACAGCUGCUCACACGUGUAACAGCCAUUUUUCUAGAAUGAUGUGGAAGUUUCCAUACAUGACACCAAACUGACACUGUGACCUCAAUUCAUGAUGCAUAGGUUUUGUAUAAAUUGUGUUACUAAGUACUGUCAGAGCAGGUGUAAGACAAAGUGACCUUAAUACAAUACAGUGAAGGUGAAUAAAGAAAUACAAAUAUUUUAAAUUGACGUUUUAUGUAAUUGGAUAUGUCUUUAGUAAGGAUCUUGCAAUGUUC
Molecule: messenger RNA, 2668 nt
Organism: Osmerus eperlanus (European smelt)
Lineage: Eukaryota; Metazoa; Chordata; Actinopteri; Osmeriformes; Osmeridae
Gene: polm
Product: polymerase (DNA directed), mu
Exons: 10
Coding region: 358-1995 (545 amino acids)
Biological process (GO): double-strand break repair via nonhomologous end joining
Cellular component (GO): nucleus
Molecular function (GO): DNA binding; DNA-directed DNA polymerase activity
Source: RefSeq, a predicted model, not a curated record